AUUGGGUUGAUUAACAGAAAGGAUGUUCGAGUGAUUUAAACAUGUGAUAUUCCGAGGAAGACAACGAGAUGUGCUGCCACGUCAGUGAGCAACUGUAACAUGUCGUAUUUUUUGAAACUAAACAAAGCUUCAACGAAACUUGAUGUGCAGAACUUGAUGAGGAGCAAUUCCAAUUGUCAGAGAGUAUGUUUGAAUCCUUCGUGGUACCAGUAAUCAGGGAUAUAAUAUCUAGUGGCACAAUUCGGCGAAUGACAGGCGUUUCCACAAUGGGGGACAACAAAAAAAUUAAUGCAUCUAGCUUACGAUCAGGCCCUGCUGGAGAACCGGAGACGUCUGGAUCAAUAGAAGUUGACAACUCGAGUACAGUUCUACUGAAAAUAGCCACACUGUAUGCCGAGCGGUUGAUGAAUGAUAUUUGCCUUAUAGUAGACAGUGUCGAAUAUCCGGCUCAUCGUCUAAUUCUAUGUGCCUCCAGCGACGUUUUUCAGGUGAUGCUAAUGAGUCCGCAAUGGACAGAAUCACAAGAAAGUAGAGUCACAUUGCAGGAAACACCGCAGUGCGCUGCUAUAUUCAGCGAAUUUCUACGCUACUUUUACACAGGCCAGAUAAGGAUCAACUAUGGAGUGGUUCUACCUAUUCUAUCUCUGGCAGACAAGUAUAAUGUGAGGGAUUUAAUUUCUCUCUGUAUCAGUUACAUGCACAGCCAUAUUGCUGCAGCAGCUACUCAUGGCCUGCUUGUUUCUUGGUUACAAUACACUACAAACUGUGGACAUCGUAUGGUAGCUCAGUCCUGCCAGAAUUUCAUAAAAUGGAAUUUGGAAUUAGUUGCCAAAACAGCUGAUUUUGAAAAUUUUGAACCAGAUGUCCUCGUGUCGCUCUUACAUCAGAGCAGUUUGGUUGUUAGGGAUGAAAUGACUCUAUACGAAUGUCUGGAAUCCUGGCUGGAUCAUCAGGCAUGUCGAUUGAAGAUUGAACUUCUCCCCGUAGACCUCGACGCAGCAUUAGAACAGAUAGUCAUUGCUGUUAUGUCCUGUGUCAGAUUUCCAAUGAUGUCACCCCGGCAGUUGGCAAAGUUGCUGCUCUCGCCAUUGACAAAAAAGUACAAGGAAUUUUUUGUUGAAAGAAUGGCUAUUGGAAUGUCAUUUCAUUCGGGACAAUACGAGAGAGUCAAUGAAGUUACCAGAACCGAGGAAGAUGGUGGUCUGCUUUUUGAACCCAGGUUGUACACGAACGACACAUGUAGCUCUUUGCUUACCAUAGAAAAUUUCCGUAGCUUACCUUCUUAUCACACCAGAACACUGGUUUUCUCAAGUCAUUCAUAUUUGGCUGAAUGUGCGGGAGAUCGAACCUGCGAAUGGGUUGUAGAUAUUUACCCUAAAGGCGUAUGGUUCAAAACAUUUUUCCUUAUAGUUUGGCAGGGUAAUGUCGAAGUACCAGAGCAUGUGAUUAGAUCGGUAAGAUUAUCUCUCACUUGUAAGGAACCACCACCCGCUAGCGAGCCUGAUAUGCGGGUAAAAAUAGGUGUUUUGUUUUAUGGUCUACAAGACGGCGUAGAACACAUAGCCAGAGUAAGUGAAGUCAUUCACAGGUUCAGCACGGAUGACCGCGUCCUCAACUUGGAUGACCUUUUACCCUUCGAAGAGCUCAACCCAAAGCAACCCUCAGUUGGGAAUGUCGUUUCACCCUUUCUCGUCGGCCCCAACAAAGAUAUGCUCAAAUUGCACAUUGUUAUAUCUCCAGCAAAUUCAAUAGAGUCCCAGGCUCGGAAACGUUCUCAAGAUAUGUUUAGUUUAUGAUAUAUGAUCAUGAGGUUUUCAGUAAUAUGUCAGUCAAGGCAUGUAGUGACCGUGUUUAGAGAUUCCAACUUGAUCAGAAACUGUACGAGUAUAGUCACUGUGAUUAUUGGAACAGUAUCUUAUGUGUAUGAACUUUUGAUAUAUGGAAUCUACAAAUAAUAAUACACCAUCAUUGGUAAUACAUGCACUACUAAUGAGCAAACUAAGUUCGCAGACUUUUAUUCAUUAUACCAAUUUCUUUCCACCAGCAGUUAUGCCUGUACUAAUCAAGGCUGUAUUAAUAAUUUUCGUCAGUCUCAGCUGCACUCCUAACAGAUCAAUACCCGCAGUUGCGUACCGAUAGCCAACUUAUUUAAACAUAUUGUAAUGUUGCAUCUUAUAUCCUAUCACACAUAACGCCUUGAAUAAAGUUUGGUUCAAAAUGUAA
This is a messenger RNA of Athalia rosae (coleseed sawfly), 2223 nucleotides long. RefSeq names its product BTB/POZ domain-containing protein 17 (gene Tango10). The transcript is spliced from 4 exons. NCBI's taxonomy places the organism in Eukaryota, Metazoa, Arthropoda, Insecta, Hymenoptera, Athaliidae. Gene Ontology annotation, molecular function: protein binding. The record is from RefSeq and is a predicted model, not a curated record. Bases 186 to 1796 code for a protein of 536 amino acids.